UUAGGAACUGAAUUCAUGCUUACAAAUAAGGAGAUGUUUAUGUUAGGAAAAGGAUGUGAACUUUGCAGACUAUAUAUAUAUUGGAAGUUGUACAACAGAAGAUCGCCAUACCUCCAUUUGAAUCUCCCCUAGAGUUUACUGGUAGACGUCACUUCCUAUUUGUUGCUGCCACGCUGUUUGAGUUAGAGCUCCGUCGAGCGGAUUCCUAAUUGCUUGUUUUUGUCUCUUAAAAUCAAAUUUAUAACCUAUCACUCUUUCUUUUACGGUGGGGGAAACACAUUCCCAACAUUAUUUUAUAUAUUAAAAAAAAAAAAAAAAAAAAAAAAAAAAAAAAAAAAAAAACUUGAUUGCCUUGAUAUCGCUAGUUUUAUCCGACUUCCCGAACAUUUGCUACUAGCUUUAGCCCGCUAGCAGUAGCGGCGUGGUCACACUAGCGUUUGUACUCUUCUCUCGCUAUAUUAUUUUUCAUCUAUUCUAAUGGCGAGUGUAUCGGAUGUUUCUCUACCUUUGUGUGCAGGUGAGGACACGUUCGAGCUUCAUGCAGUGCAGUUGGAACUGGAGGCCAUGGAACGACAGAUUCGGACCCUUCUCGAGAAGCAGGCCAAGCUACGAGAGCGGCAAACAGCGCUGGAAACAUCAUCCUGUGCUGAUGCUCACCAAUCCUCGGUAAGUUUGCAGUGCGAUAUUAACACUCCUGCUUCCUCUACGCCGUGUGUUUCUCUGCACAGGGCCCGAGCACCCAGAACAAGUUCAUCCCAGCCCUCGUUCACUCCGGUGCCGUCACACCAGGGACCUUGGGUUCUUCAGCAGCGGAAGACGCGAGCCAGGCCUCGGACCAGGACCUCUCCUCCUCCGCCGCCCCCGGUCUUUGGGGUCUCGACAAGGAACCGCUUCUCCCCUCUUCGCGAGGCAGAACACGACGCCAUGGUCCUUGAAAACUCCAUCGUCCUCCACGUCCACGCUACCAAAACCAAAGGUAAAGAGCGCAGUCACCGUUUUCCUGGUGCUCGUGUUCUCGAUGUCGCUACACAGGUUCCCGCAAUCCUGAAUGGCGCUGAGAACAUGGGAGCGGUUGUUCUGCAUGCGGGGGUGAAUGACACCAGACUGCGGCAGACGGAGGUGCUGAAGCAGGACUUCAGGAGCCAGAUCGAGACGGUAAAAGCUACAUCGCCCGCGACGAAGAUCAUCAUGUCCGGACCGCUUCCGACGUACCGACGAGGACAUGAAAGGCUCUUCCGUGCUGAUGGCCUGCACCCCAGAAGAAUCGGAGGUGAUCUUCUGUCAGAGAACAUCUCCAAGACGCUUUGCACCGCAUGAAUAGUAAGUCUGUCAAACCUCAAAUCACAGUUUGUGUUUUGCCCACUUAAUUGAUAGAAAUUUGAGUGUAGUACAGUCUAUAGAAACUGUGUCUAUUCCGCAUAGUGAGGCUUAACAAUAAAAAUAAAGGAUCUAGAAAAAAUCUGAUCACGAUCAAACCAGAAAUUCACAAAAUUACUGAACAAAAACAAUUUCUAAAGCUAGGGCUACUAAACAUUAGGUCACUGACACCUAAGGCGGUUAUUAUAAAUGAAAUGAUCAGAGAUAAUAGUCUUGAUGUAAUUUACCUUACUGAAACAUGGCUUAAACCAAAUGAUUAUUUCGGUCUUAAUGAGUCUUGUCCACCUGGCUACUGUUGCUGAGUUUGCAAACUUUCUCUCAGACCUAUUUGUCAAUGUUGAUAAAGCGCUGAUUGUUGGAGAUUUUAACAUUCAUGUAGACAAUACAAAUGAUGCGUUAGGGGCUGUGUUUACAGAUUUACUAAAC
Megalobrama amblycephala (Wuchang bream) is the source of this 1803-nucleotide messenger RNA. RefSeq lists its product as uncharacterized. NCBI's taxonomy places the organism in Eukaryota, Metazoa, Chordata, Actinopteri, Cypriniformes, Xenocyprididae. The record is from RefSeq and is a predicted model, not a curated record. The transcript is spliced from 2 exons. The coding region runs from base 478 to 1317 and encodes 279 amino acids.